ACUGUCAGUUGUGUUCCUCAUUCUCGUCAACAUCGGCUGUUGCAGACUGACUAUAAGCGAUUAGCAGUUUACGGUACUUUGAGAUCUCAGUCAAUGUACGGAACUAUGUAAUAUAAAUAAGUAUUGUUCUCCCUAACAGAACACCAUAUAUCACAGCGUAAAGUUCACUGCCUUGCACUUUGGUAACUGUGUCGGUGAUGGUAAGGCAGACUGAGUAAGCUACUUUGGGUAACCUACACCUAAAUAGGUUAGUUGUUUUUAACGAUUUUUAUUGCGAAGUUUCCUCUUCCCAAUGUUCACCUAUCAUUGUGUGUGAAAAAGCUUUGUUGUUGGAAGCAUCCAGGACAGCGCUUUCUUUCAUGGAGAGGUAGGGCUGAUGCUGCCAAUCUGUGAAACUGAUCGGACUUGUUGCGCGAAAAACACGUCCCUCAGGAAUGCAUAGUAUUUUGGGUAAACUCGUUAUCAAAACCAAUUUACAUUUAAGUCUGCGCGUGUCAGUGGUGUUUUGAUUUCCCAACAGGGCACAUUUCCGAUUGUCUAUAGUGGGUGUUCCCCACCCAAUCCUUUGAUUCUAUACCAGAUAGUAGGAUAUACAAGUCAAGUCGACUUCGUGGACACUGGAGAGCGAACAUGAGAUUGGAUGUGAUGGACUUUCGGCAUAAUUAAGGACAUUUAAGUAAUUAACCUACCCGACUGCCGGACCGGGGACGCUCUAACGGACUAACGGAAUAGCCCGAGGCCAGAUGAGCUGGAGUCCGGUUCCGUGAUUUAAUGUUUUUGGAAAGGCGCAGCAGACCCCUCAAUACCCGGGCACUUCUGUAAAUAAAUGGCACCCAUAAAAAAACAACGACCAACGCAGACUUACUCCGAGGCAAUACGUACAAUUUUGUGAUUUCCUAACCUGAAACUUGAACUUGGGCUUCUGUUGAGAAGAUGUCGGAGCAAGAGCAUUAUGGGGACGGUCUGUGCGAUGAUGGAGCUCCUGAGAUCAUCCCGCCGAGAGCGUCCAGGACGGGGAGGCGGAGCGGAGUCAUCCUCCCCGGCCAGGACAAUGAUACCAUCAUCCUGGAGGCAGUGAGGGCGGCCCCCCGCAGGAGCAGCAUCAUCAAGGAUCCUUCAAUGCACAAGUUGGCCGGCGGGCGCAAGAAGACAGUGUCCUUCAGUAGCAUACCCUCAGAGAAGAAGGUGAGCAGCGCGGCCGACUGCCUGGCCUUCAUGCAGGGGGGCUGUGAGCUGAAGAAGGUGCGUCCCAACUCCCGGAUCUACAGUCGUUUCUACACCCUGGACCAGGACCUCAGCUGCCUGCGCUGGGAGCCCUCUAAGAAGGAUGGGGAGCGUGCCCGCCUGGACAUAGCCACUAUCAGGGAGGUUAGGACGGGGAAGAGCACUGAGACCUUCCUCCAUAACGGACCUGCUGCAGAACACCUGGCUGAGGAGGCAGCCUUCUCUAUUAUCCACGGGGAUGACUACCAGUCUCUGGACCUGGUGGCUCUUUCAGCUGACGUGGCCAACAUCUGGGUGACAGGGCUCCGUUACCUGGUGUCCCACCCCUCUGCCAUCGGGCAUGGAGGUGGGGCAGGCGGGGGAGGAGGUCUGGGAGAAGGGAGCAUCAUAGGGGAGGGUAGCCUCGGCAGUAAAAUGAGGAGUGAAUGGCUGGCCACAGAGUUUGCCGAGGUGGAUGAAGACGGGUAUGGGAUCGUCGCAGAGGAUACGGCCGUGGCAACCAUCUGUAAGCUGUGUCCUGGCAUCAAGGAGGCUAAGGUGCGUCUGAGGUUCAAGGAGAUCCAGCACAGCAAAGAGAAGCUGACGUCUCACGUGACACGCGAGGAGUUCCAGGAGGCCUUCUGUGAACUCUGCACGCGUCCAGAUGUCUAUUUCCUAUUGGUCCAGCUCUCUAAGGAUCGCGAGUGUCUGGACGCCCAGGACCUUCGUCUCUUUCUGGAGACGGAGCAGGGCCUGUCCCUGGCCACAGCUGAGGGCUGUUUGGAGCUGGUCCUACGCUUUGAGCCCUCCAGACCAGGCCGAGAGAGAGGCUUGCUGGGGCUUGACGGCUUCGCCCGUUACCUGCAGUCUCCAGAGUGCCAGCUGUUUGACGUGGAGCACCAGGGAGUGUGUCAGGAUAUGGGCCUGCCCCUGUCCCACUACUACAUCAGUACUUCCUAUCGGUCCUAUCUCCUGGAUGACCAGGUCCAUGGGAGGGCUGAUCUAGGGGGUUUGACCAGGGCUCUGCAGGCCGGGUGUCGUUGCCUGGAGCUGGGGGUGACAGACGGCCCAGAGGGGGAGCCUCUCCUGGGGGUAGACUAUGGUCCUGAUGCCCACCGCCACCACCACCAUCACCACCACGCCCCUGUCACCAUCCGCAGUGCUCUGGAGGUGGUGAAUAAGUACGCCUUCCUGACCUCGCCCUACCCGCUUCUGCUCUACCUGUGCCAGCGCUGUUCCCCCUCCCAGCAGCGUACCUUGGCCCAGCACCUGAGGAAGGUGUUCUCUACACGUCUCUACACCCCUGAGGCCCUGCCGGUCAGCCCGGUGGGGCGAGCCACCACCCUGCCCUCCCCUGAGCAGCUGAAGGGCCGGGUGCUGCUGGUGGGGAAGAAGCUACCCCCUGAAGAGGAGGGAUCCGAGGGAGAGGUAUCAGAGGAGGAUGAGGAGAUAGGGGGAGGCGGACCCUUGGCUGGCCGGCGAAUGACCAUCCCCGGAGAGGAGGAACUGGGUGUGGUUUUAGUGGUACCCCCGCCCCCUCAGCCCAGGAGACUCCGCCUCCAACGCGAGCUCUCAGAUCUGGUGAGCGUGGCAAGAACUGGAAGCCGUAGCUUCUACAACCACCGAGAAAUAAGGAAACAAGGACAGCAGCACUCCCCACCCAGCACCCCCUCAACACCGGGCACGCCCUUACUCCCUGAUUCGGCCUAUUGGACUCUGUGCUCCCUGGGGGAAGGAGAAGCGGGCCGGCUGGCCAGUGAGAGCCCAGAGGACCUAGUAGGCUUCACCAAGCGUACCCUGACCCGUGUCCGGCCCAGCUCCGUCCGCCUGGACUCCUCCAACCCCAACCCCCAGGGGUACUGGAAGGGCGGGGUCCAGCUGGUGGCCCUCAACCAGCAGACCCCCGGGGCCAUGCUGGACCUCCACAGGGGACGCUUCAUCCAGAACGGGGGCUGUGGCUUCGUGCUGCGCCCGGGGGUCAUGAGAGACGAGGUUUCCUACUUCAGUGCCGUGACCCAGGGGUGUGUGCCCGGCGUGCCACCUCAGACCCUCAGGGUGAAGGUGAUCAGCGCUCACAACCUGCCCAAGCCGCAGGGAGCUGGGGCCAAAGGAGAGGUUAUAGAUCCCUACGUGGUUCUGGAGCUACAUGGGGUACCAGCGGACUGCGCUGAGCAACGGACCCGGACCGCAGCACAGAACCAGGAUGGCCCACUGUUUGAUGAGACCUUUGAGUUUCAGGUGAACAUGCCAGAGUUGGCGCUCCUCCGCUUCGUGGUAUUGGACGACGACUACAUUGGAGACGACUUCAUUGGCCAGUACAGCGUGGCCUUCGAGUGCCUUCAGCCGGGCUACCGUAACGUGCCCCUGAUGGGUCUGGAGGGAGACCCCUUGCCCCACGCUAGCCUGUUCGUCCAUGUAGCCGUGACCAACCGACGAGGGGGGGGCAAGGCCCAGAGGAGGGGUCUGUCUGUGCGGAGAGGGGUGUGGCGGGGGCGAGAGUACGUGACCCUACGGAACACGGGUAUUAAAGCUCUGGAUGAUACGUUCCGUCCCGCUAACACCCAUCUCAGAGAGGCCACAGACCUGCGGGAGGACGCACAGAGUGCAAGUGUGAGUUUCAAAGAGCAGUGUGGACUCCCCCCGGUGGCAAAGCUGAAGCAGUGCAUCCAGAGCCUGGCCACACGGUUGCAGACCCCAGAAGGGCCCCCGGGGGCCAGCAUGACCCUGAGGGAUGGCUACCCCCACCUGGAGGCCCUGGGCAGCAUCACAGAGGUCACGCGCAAACUACUGAAUCACUAUGAUACGAUGAUCUCGGCCAAGAAGCAGCUGAUCGAGAAUGCAGACGCUGUGCAGGAGAGGAUGGCCCAGGUGCAGAGAGAAGGAAUGGAGUUCCACGAGGAGCUGCCCAGGCUGGGAGAGAAGGAGGGGCUGAAGGGACACAAGCAGAGUAAAGCCCUGGAGAGUUUCACCUGGAAUAUUACUGUACUGAAGGGUCAGUGUGAUCUCCUGCGCAGUGCCAAGGUAGACUCUCUGGAUGCUCUGAGACAGUUGGCCCUGGCCUGUGAAGCCUGUGGCCUCACCUCCACGACCUCCUCCUGCACCUCUUUUGGUCCCUCUGAUCUCUUCUACACCUCCCACAGCAGGAGGGGCAACUCCCAGGAGAGGAGAGGAAGCACCCAGGAGAGGAGGGUGAAUACCCAUGGCAACGGACGAAUAUGACACCCCCAACCUACCAGUGAGAGGGAAGGGGGAUAGAGGGAUCGAGUGGAUGAGAUGGUGACAACCCCUCAAAUCCCAAACUGUCAGAGAAAGGGAGGGUGGGGAGAGAGAGAGAUGGCGAAAGAGAGCAGAGUUGGAAGGGUCUAGAGUAGAGCCCAGAGCCUAUACCUUUAUCCAGAGUAGUAAGACUAGUGAAGAAUCGUUGCAGUAAUUUGACGGCUUACUUUGUGUUCAUCCGUGGAAAUACUUUUGUGCUUAUUUAAGUCGGACACUUGAAUAUAACGCUCCUACAAUUUACUUCAAUGUUUUUUUCUCCCUAAAAAGGGAGUUGUGAUUGUGAAAACACGUUGAUCUUAGGUAAGAAACCUUUGCUGUGGAGAGGACGAGUGAAGAGUCUCUGUCCUUCUGAACCCACCUAAUUGAUCCCUCGGGAGGAUGUGAUGUCACGCUGUUGAUGCCUUGAGGGCCCGUCUCACCAUGGAUACCACAGGGGGUUGAGUGACAGGUGACCCUCCCAGUGUCCCACCGACACAGCUACUGUUACACCCAGCCCCUCUCUCCUUCCUUACCCCUCUUUAUCUCCUUCACCCAGAACCCUCGGUACAUGGAGUGUUUUGAAUGUCUAGCCUGUCUUGCGUACCCCUCUCAUCUUCCCUGAGAGACCCCGCCAGGUAUCCUUUCCUGAGAAGAUGGGAGGAGGCAGAUGUGUUGGUAGUUUUACAUGAGAUGGCUUAACCCUGCUUCAGGCUACUAUGUCCUACCUGAGACCAUCCACAGGUGUCAGAUGGCUAGGGGCUAACAGUGUCACAGUAUCACAACAUCACAGUAAGGUCUGGAAGACAACCUGAAGACAACCUGAAAUAAGAGGACCUGUUGGGUGUGAUUGAUUGAUUGAUUAUUUGAUUGUGUUUAAAAGGCUUCAUUGAUUAGUUGGGCAGCAGGUAGCCUAGUGGUUAGAGCGUUAGGGCAGUAACCAAACGGUUGCUUGUUCGAAUUGAAUUCCUGAGCUGACAAGAUGGAAAAAAUCUGCUGUUCUGCCCUUGAGCAAGGCAGUUAACCCCCACAACAACUGCUCCCCGGGCGCCGAAGACGUGGAUGUCGAUUAAGGCAGCCCCUCACACCUUUCUGAUUCAGAGGGGUUGGGUUAAAUGCAGAAGGCACAUUUUGGUUGAAUGCAUUCAGUUGUGCAACUGACUAGGUAUCCCCCUUUCCCCUUUGAUUGAUAGAUGAGUAUUACCCUACACAAGGAUGUGGUUGGCAUGGCUGUGUUGCUAUGAGGGAGGGGGCCCUCUCUCUGUGUAUUGACUGAAAGUAUGUGCUGGGUUUGUCCCAGCUUAAAAACUCACUCAGCAACAGUAAAGGACUCUGACAAAGAACUACAAAAAUGGCGCGACUAGAUGCUACUACAUCCUUGGUGUGCUUAUGCUGCUUGUGAUGGUCGACUGUGGGACAUGGAUGCCAUUGUUUUUCCAAUGUUAGAUUUGUGCUAUUAAGGUAGGUAAAUACGUCGUGUAAUUUAUAUUUUACUGUGUCAUAGAACCCUUUCUCUACCAGUGGUGGCUGGUAUCACUUUAAAUCGGAGGAUGGGACCACCAGCCUCCACUGCUCUCUACCUUUCCUACCACCUGUGAUCCAAACACAGCAAGAGGCAGAGGCCCCCAACACAACAAUACUACACCCAGCACUGAGAGAGCACUAUAGGGGCCUGGCAUCAAAGAGACACAGACAGUAAAGAUAAUAGAGGAUCUUACAAUAAGGGACAUUUUCAUCACAAGAUGAGAAUGGGUUGAAUGGAAAGUAUUCCCCCAGGGCCCCCAGCAGAGCACAGGGUCUUCUGGGGCUCUGAGGUAAACGCACCUACCGUCUGUCAUUCUACAGUCUGAACAGCCAUUUCAACACACCCAGCAGUAAAGUUGGAGGAACAUUUAAAUUCGGCAUAGAAAGGAUAAUACCUGACAUAGGUUCUUUGAUGCAUGCAGUGGACAACCCAUGUUGACCUGCCUCUCUCCUUCUCUUGGAUGGAUGGAUUCAUUAUCAUCUGUUGCCUCCUUCACCAGCCCACCUUCACACAUCUCUCUUAAAGGCGCUGCAUGGUCAAUCCGACGUCUGCAUUGACCAUGCAGCGUUGACAGUGAUAUGGCCUCUGCAGAAGUCAGAGCCAAUUUAGGCUUGAUCCGAAAAUGUGGUUGGAGGCUUCGUAUGGAGGGUGUGACGCAAUCACAUAGCCUCCAGAGGCACGUAGAGGCCAAAUCAAGCUCCGUAACGCAUCGCCGUGCACCUCUCAAAUGUUGUAACAGUGAGGAGGGCUCCGUAUACUGUAGCUCCGCAUUGACAUGAUUGAUUGAUGGUAGGUGAGGACGGGAGGUCCUGCAGAAACACAAACUCACUUCCUUGACAACUUCCUCCACAACAGCUCUGCGCUGCUCGGCGAAGUGCAACAAGUAUGAAUGACCUAACUCCUGCAAAGGCCAUAUCAAGGUAAAUGCUGCACGGCCAAUCAGACGUCGGAAUGACAAUGCAGCACCUUUCAGGUCAUUCAUACUUGUUGCACAUUGCCGAGCAGCGCAGUGCUGUUGUGGAGGAAGUUGUCAAGGAAGUUUGUGUUUCUGCAGGACCUCCCGUCCUCACCUACCAUCAACCAGAUAUAGAUAUACGGAGCCCUCCUCACUGUUACAACAUUUGACAGGCGCACAGCAAUGAGGAAGGUCGCUAUACUAUAGCUCAAUAUACUCAACUGGCGUGUUGAUGUUUUGUUGCAGUAUUGAAAAAUAAAAACAUGAAAUAAAUCCUCUAAUCCAACGGCACUCUGGUCCAACACCACAGUGCUUUAAUUUACUAUACUGUAGUUACUCUCUUUAACCCGCGUCUGUCUUAAACCUUAAACCUACCUGCCCUCCACGCUCUAUGUGGUGUUUGACUUUACAGUCCUUACAGCGAUGUGUUUAGGUUAUGUCUUCUUCCCAAAUGGCACCCUAUUCCCUACAUAGUGCACUACUUUAGUAGUGCAUUACUUUAGUAGUGCACUAUAUAGGGAAUAGGGUGCCAUUUGGUAUACACUCUGUAUCUAUCUGUGUAUGCUAUCUUCUCUGACCGACCUCUCUGACCGACCCUUCAAACAAAUCUUUGUUUCGUUCUGUCUGCGUACGCUCAUGUUUUUGUAAAAACAAAUAUACAAAAAGAAGAGUAUUUAUUAAAGGUGGUGACGAGUGUGUUUUGAAACCAAUGCAUAUUAUAUUAAAUGGACGUUGCUUUUAUUUUGAAAAGCUAGUUUGUUUUCUAUCUGAUUAACCAAAUGUAACAGUUGUACCCUUAAAUGACUAAAUAAAACUAUUUUAUUGACCAUUUAA
Molecule: messenger RNA, 7769 nt
Organism: Oncorhynchus mykiss (rainbow trout)
Lineage: Eukaryota; Metazoa; Chordata; Actinopteri; Salmoniformes; Salmonidae
Product: inactive phospholipase C-like protein 1
Biological process (GO): release of sequestered calcium ion into cytosol; phosphatidylinositol metabolic process; phosphatidylinositol-mediated signaling
Molecular function (GO): phosphatidylinositol-4,5-bisphosphate phospholipase C activity
Source: RefSeq, a predicted model, not a curated record